Messenger RNA from Trachymyrmex cornetzi, 1680 nucleotides. Its product is annotated as 4-coumarate--CoA ligase-like. The transcript has 8 exons. The record is from RefSeq and is a predicted model, not a curated record. Lineage: Eukaryota; Metazoa; Arthropoda; Insecta; Hymenoptera; Formicidae. Gene Ontology annotation, molecular function: CoA-ligase activity. The coding region runs from base 40 to 1680 and encodes 546 amino acids.
CGUUAUUGAUUUGUCACGUGUAUUAAAUAAAUUUCAACGAUGGUAAACCUUGGAACUAAUGAAAAUAAGGAUAUAUUUGACGAGAAGAGUAUGGUGUUCAGGAUAGAGAACGAUAUUUUGAUCGGUAAGGAGGUACCGAUUUACAGGGAAUGCACAAACGUCGGUGCGUUGGUAUUGGAGAAGAUGCGAAGUAGACCGGAGUUCGUCGCUCAAGUGGAGGCGGUUACUGGCACGGAGACCACUUUUGCAGAAAUGACGGAGAAAAGUGUGAAGUGCGCGCUGUGGCUAAGAGAGCAAGCUGUUCAGCCGGGCGACAUAAUCGGCAUUUGCACUCACAAUCACUUGGAGUCAUACGUACCAUUGCUAGCGGCACUCUACAUCGACGCCAUUAGCAAUCCCUGGGACAACGAACUUUCCCCAACGACCGCACGUUACUUCCUCAUGUUGACGAGGCCAAAAAUAGUGUUCGUGAACGCCGAGUCGGCAAAAUGUCUAGAGCAAGUUAUCAAGGAAAACAAUUUAAACACCAAGCUGGUGGUGUUCGGUGAACUGGCAGGAUUUGAAGACGCGUCUCUGACGAGCAUUUUACAUUCUCAGGACGACACGGGGAUCAACGAAUUCGAGUGUGUAGAAUUGUCCAGCCCUGAUCAUGUCGCCACAAUCGUUUGCUCGUCCGGUACCAGCGGUCUUCCGAAAGCUACCGAGAUCAGCCACGCGUCCAUGAUCAAUUACAUGGCUUGUGUCAAGAUUCACGACCUCCAAGGACACGUGUCUAUGUGGACGCCUUCCAUGCGGUGGUACUGUGGUCUAUUCAUCAUUAUCAAGGCUAUUCUUGAUUGCUCAAAAAGGGUCAUAAUCCCAGAUUGCGAUAAAAUUGAGAAGAUAUGUCGUUUCAUCGAAAAAUGCGAUUCCUGCUUCCCUAUUCGACUGGUAAAGUUCGGCAUAUUAAGCAAGUACCGACUACCAACAUUGAAAAUCCUUUUGUUUGGCGGCGCGCGUUUCCGGGGAGAGCUGCAGCAGAGUCUGAUGAAACUUUUGCCGCAUACCAAUGUCAUAUUGAGCUACGGAAUGACAGAUUACGGUGGAUUAUGUGCCCGUCAAACGAAACACAGUAAACCAGGUAGUUGCGGAUUUGUGUGCGAAACAGGACGGUUGAAAGUAGUCGAUCCUGACACGGGAAAGGUCUUGGGGGUCAAUAAAACCGGAGAAAUAUGGGCCAAAUCGUCGUACAUGAUGAAUGGAUACUACAACAACCCUGAGGCCACAAAGAACGCUAUCGAUUCGGACGGAUGGUUGCAUACUGGCGAUCUUGGAUACUAUGAUGACGAUGGCGAAAUCUUCCUCGUCGACAGAAUAUCGGAAUUCAUAAACUACAGAGCUAUCAAGAUAUCGCCCGCAGAAAUCGAAGUUUUGAUUCAGCAACAUCCCGCAGUCCUCGAAGUCGCCGUAAUGGCGGUGCCACAUGAUGUCGAGGAGGAACAUGCCAUGGCUUUUAUCGCGAAAGUACCCGGGAAAGAGGCGACGGAGCUCGACAUAACCAACUUGGUUGAGCAGAACAUGCCGUGGUACUGCAGGUUGCAUGCGGGAGUUAAAUUCAUGCAGAGGCUUCCUCGUACGGCCACGGGGAAAAUCGCUAAGAAGGAACUCAAACAAAUCGCGAAGAAUUACUCGACGAAUUAA